UCACAAUGCAUAAACUUGCGUCUUUGAUGUCAUGGAAAUUUGGUCUAGCCGCAAAUGUAACUCUCCGAUUUCUUGUUGUUUGUUUCAAUAGACAAAUUGUGAUGAAUUUCAAAAAGGAUGAACAGUUGCUUAUGAGAGCCAACAAUAUGAAGACAGGUGAUCGACAGAGUGGAAGCAGCACGGCUCUCGCUGCGGUGGCUUUCCAGGAUCAUCUCAUGCGCAACCUGUCUCUCGCCGACCCCCUGAAGACGAAGAGGCCGAUUCAUCAUGGGCGACCCAAGAAACAAGUCAAAGCGGUGGUGGAUACUGGUCAGAGGCCGGGAGUGGGCGGGAGGAAGGGCGACGCCCCCUCCAAUCGCAAGACGGAGAAGGAGUACGUGCUGGACCAGAAACCACAGCCACUUACUCUUGCUCAAAAACUUGGCCUAAUGGAAGCGCCCGAACAGCCCCUCUCUGAUCUGGACUGGAGAGAUGCCAAAGAGAAAUCCAAUCGCCGUGACGAUUCCAUACUUCCCUGUGUCAUUUGCAAGGAAGAAUUUGGCCUACAGCAACAGGUUCUGCUGUCUUGCUCUCACGUGUUUCAUAGGAACUGUCUUCAAGCAUUUGAACGGUUCACUGGAAAGAAGACAUGUCCCAUGUGUAGGAAGGAGCAGUACCAGACGAGGGUCAUACAUGAAGGUGCUAAACUCCACAGAGUUAGGUGUGCCAUACGGAUACAAGCUUGUUGGCGGGGAUAUGUCGUCUACAGCUGGUAUCGUAAACUUAGGCAAACGGUGCCACCAAAAGACCCCAGACUGCGAAAGAAAUUCUACGAGGAGAGGCUCCAGGCAAUAACAGAACGGUUAUUGCGAUCGUACGACACCAACAUUGACUCCUUCUUGGCAGAAAUGGACCGUUCCAUUACAGCCAGUAGGGAUGUCUUUAAGAACCUGGAAGCGUCCAAUCUACGGACCAUAACGCCGGAGGAAUGGGACUCGAUACAGCUCAAGGCUGUGGAGAGAGGCAAGACCGAGUGUCCAAUAUGCAUUAUGCCUUUGCACCAGCCAGACAACACAGAGCCCAUCACCAAUGCACCCAACAUACAGCAUCGGGGCAAAGACACACAUAGUGACAGACCCCCCAACAGACCUGGAAAUAAUUCAAGUGCUAAAAAGAAGAACCGCGUUCGGCAGCGAGACACUGGGGUCACUAGCGCACCAAGUGGGACGUCACAUAGUCUCAGGAAACAUACACGGAUUGAUAAUGAUGAUGACACUAGUGCUGACCGGGAUGGUGAUAGACACGGUGAUAGACACGGUCAUAGACACACAGUGCUGCUGUCCUGCACCCACGUGUUCCAUCUUGUCUGUCUGCAAGCGUUUGAGGAGUUGUCCCUGGCCCAGACCAAGGUCUGCCCUGUCUGUCGGUCAGGGUAUCAGAAAAAAGUGCUGUCGUCUUUUUAUGAAACGACCCAAACUUGACAUAAUUAUCCUGUUUUUUAAUGUGUACUUUUACAGAAAAUAAUGGAAAUCUAACGCCGGUUUUAGUCUGCGUUCCAUAGUCGUACCAAGCCAUAUUAAUCCAAAGAUAUUUGACUAAGCACUUAAAGGUAAAGUAGAUCAUUUGCAGCUAUCCAAAAAGUAACUGACAAAUGUAUUGUUGAAAAGCUUACUUGGUUUAAAGAAAGUAAUGGCUCUAAACUCCCUGUGAAUUAUUCUUUCUGGCAUGCUGUCAUUUUUAAGAAAACAAUAAAAGCAGGCCAGUUCCAAAGACGUGUCAAGUGAUGCAUUUUUGGUAAUUUCCGUUAGUAGUUGGUUUGUAAUUCGGCAAAUCCGUGAAUGGGUGCGCACAAGCGUUGGCACGACACACACGUGCGCGUAGUUGCUAUUAUUCAUCAGUUCAGUGAGUAACAUCGUGUAGCUGCAGUUGGCUGUACAAGAACAUGUCCCCGGCACUGAUUUCGGGCGCAGUUCAAAACAUGACUCGGCAACUUUUGAAUUGAAACCGAGAUCCUAGAAUAUUGUUUUCUCGGAAUAUACAGCAUUGCUAGAGCUCAAACUUAUCAGGUUAGUUGUUAAGUACCCAUCUUUAGAUUUUGAGCACUUUUGUUGCUUCAAACAACAAAAUGCCCAAAUGACAAAUGAUCUACCCUACCAUUAACAAUUUGACAUUUGAAAGAUAGAAUGUUGCAGUCAUACUUCGGAAGGACUUGAGAGGUCUAAUUCAUGGAAAAUUAGAAUUCAUCUAUCUGAAACCUAAAUCUCUUUUGGGUCGACCCGAUGCCAUUCCUGAUACUAUUUGGUUUGGCAAAAUUUUUGUGAAUGCCAGUCUGAAAAGAGAGUAAGUUAACUAUUCUUUAGGUUGCAAAAUUUGUCAACGAGGGAUAAUACAUCUGUCUCUCGGUAGGAAAAAUAAGGGCCUCGAAAGGCCACAACUCUAGGUCUUAACCUAUGUCACAUUUUAAAGAAAAUUUGAUAAAUGGGAAUAUUUGUGGAAUAGGUGAAAUUGAAAUUAGGGUGAGAUUUUGAGAAUGGCUUUGUUAUUUGUUUCUGAAUGAAUUUAUGUCAGUGGUCCUCAAGCUGGUAUCAGUUAUAAUUAUUUCUUUUGAUGCAUAUGUAUGACAUGAUUGCAUUUAAUGUAAAAAGUGUACAAAUAAAUCAAGUCUCCACACAGUGA
This is a messenger RNA of Patiria miniata (bat star), 2655 nucleotides long. RefSeq names its product RING finger protein 32-like (gene rnf32). The record is from RefSeq and is a predicted model, not a curated record. Gene Ontology annotation, molecular function: protein binding. The coding region runs from base 6 to 1460 and encodes 484 amino acids. NCBI's taxonomy places the organism in Eukaryota, Metazoa, Echinodermata, Asteroidea, Valvatida, Asterinidae. The transcript has 8 exons.